Molecule: messenger RNA, 6079 nt
Organism: Homo sapiens (human)
Lineage: Eukaryota; Metazoa; Chordata; Mammalia; Primates; Hominidae
Gene: ZSCAN22
Product: zinc finger and SCAN domain containing 22
Exons: 3
Coding region: 1598-3073 (491 amino acids)
Biological process (GO): regulation of DNA-templated transcription
Cellular component (GO): nucleus
Source: RefSeq, a predicted model, not a curated record
GUAGUCCUGGCGGGCGUGGGCCCUUGAGGUGUGCUGGGAGCUGUGGUCCGGGUCGGCGGGCGCGCAAGUUGGCUAGUCUCUGCGGCCACCUCCGGAAGGGUCCGCCGGCUGUGCUGGUGAGGUGGGUUUCGGGGGUGUUCUCCGUCCUGAUCCAGGCUGGAGAGGGGCACAGCAGGUCCAGAAGCCGCGAACCUCUGGGGCGGCCAGAGCGAGAUGCGGGGUACCGCCCAGCGGGUAGAGAGUGAGAGGCUGACUAGGGGACGUGAGUAGACGGACUGCGAGUGCCGGACACACGCGCAGAGGAUGUGACGGACUGACGGACCAGGCGUGGACGGACCGUGUGUGCACGGACUGACGGACCCGGUGUGGACAGACUCACGGACCGAAUGUGGUGCGGAAUGACACACUGAGUGCCGGACGGACCGACGGAGAAUGUGUCGGACUGACGGAGUGUGUGUCGGAUGGACUGAUUGACCGGGUGUGGGGCGGACGAAGUGUGGAGCGGGCGGACAGAUAACAGAUAAAAUGUAGGACCAGUGGCCUGGGAGGGUGUGGGGCGGACCCGUUUAUGUGUCUGAUAGGCGGUUCUGUGUCUGACACCUCUUGGGUGUGUGUAUCUGACGGGUUGGAGUGUGUGAUUCUGAUAGGUUGAGUGUAACACUAACCAUGGAGUGUGUGACUGACAGAGAUGGUUGCCGUUUGAGACUUCCUACGUGGGUUGUGAGAUACUGUGAGAGGGUGAGCGUGUGACGGUGGGAUUUCAAGUGUGACUGAUUUUCUUUGUGUGUCCUUGAGAUGGUGACUAAGAUUAUGAAUGACUGUGAUCAGAAUAAUACUGUGUGAUGGAAAUGCUGCGAGGGCCUGUGUUUAUUUUUGAGACGGAGUCUUGCUCUGUUGCCCAGGCUGGAGUGCAGUGGCGCAAUCUCGGCUCACUGCAACCUCCAUCUCCCGGGUUCAAGCGAUUAUCCUGCGUCAGCCUCCCGAGUAGCUGGGAUUACAGGCACCGGCCACCACACUUGGCUAAUUUUUGUAUUUUUGGUAGAGACGGGCUUUCACCAUGUUGGUUAGGCUGGCCCGGAACUCCUGACCUCAGGUGAUCCACCUGCCUAGGCCUCCCAAAGUGCUGGGAUUAUAGGCAUGAGCCACCAUGCCUGGCCAGGCCUGUGUUUAUUUGACUGAUUAUAGGUGACAUUGAGAUAUUUCCUGUGUCUGGGUAUUUUGAAGGCUGUGGCUGACAGACUGUACCUGAGAUAAUAUGUGUUAAUAUCUGAUUGACUGAGAUUUUUAUCAGGGAGACUAAAACUUGGGUGAUCCACAAACAGUUUACCAAGCAUAUGAGAGAGGAUUUGUGCUUUGCCAUGUCUGCAGCUGAAACUGAGUGACUAGUGGUCAUUCAGCUGGGCUUAUGGAUAUGUCCCCCAGUGUUUGCUUACGUGUAGCAGGGGGCUAUGGUAUCCAUACAUCUACUGCAUGUUUACUGUGCACCAGGCCUGUGCUGGACACUUAUAAUAAAUCACCUCACAUAAUCUCAUAGCAACCCUCUGAGGCCCAGUUCCAAGGCUCCGGCAUCCUGUGUCUCACUGAGCACUGCUGCCCGAUGGCCAUCCCCAAGCACUCCCUGAGCCCAGUGCCGUGGGAAGAGGACAGCUUCCUUCAAGUGAAGGUGGAGGAGGAAGAGGAAGCCAGCCUCUCCCAGGGCGGAGAAUCCAGCCAUGACCACAUUGCUCACUCUGAGGCUGCACGCCUGCGCUUCCGGCACUUCCGCUAUGAGGAGGCAUCUGGUCCACACGAGGCCCUGGCCCACCUCCGAGCGCUGUGCUGUCAGUGGCUGCAGCCCGAGGCGCACUCCAAGGAGCAGAUACUGGAGCUGCUGGUGCUGGAGCAGUUCCUGGGUGCGCUGCCCCCAGAGAUCCAAGCCUGGGUGGGAGCCCAGAGUCCCAAGAGCGGAGAGGAAGCCGCUGUGCUGGUGGAGGAUCUGACUCAGGUGCUGGACAAGAGAGGAUGGGAUCCAGGAGCCGAGCCCACAGAGGCAAGCUGCAAGCAGAGUGACCUGGGAGAGUCAGAGCCAUCAAAUGUCACUGAGACCCUCAUGGGAGGUGUUUCCCUUGGACCCGCCUUUGUCAAGGCAUGUGAACCUGAGGGCAGCUCAGAGAGGUCUGGACUAUCAGGGGAGAUCUGGACAAAGUCUGUCACCCAACAGAUCCACUUCAAGAAAACUUCAGGGCCUUACAAGGAUGUCCCCACAGACCAGCGUGGCCGUGAAUCUGGUGCCUCGAGGAACAGUUCUAGUGCGUGGCCAAACCUCACCUCCCAAGAGAAGCCUCCUUCAGAAGACAAAUUUGAUCUGGUGGAUGCUUAUGGGACAGAGCCUCCAUACACCUACUCAGGGAAGAGGUCCUCCAAGUGUCGCGAGUGUAGGAAGAUGUUCCAGAGUGCUUCGGCGCUCGAGGCACACCAGAAGACCCAUUCUCGGAAGACCCCAUAUGCCUGCAGCGAGUGUGGGAAAGCCUUCAGCCGGAGCACUCACCUCGCCCAGCACCAGGUUGUCCACACAGGGGCGAAGCCCCAUGAGUGUAAGGAAUGUGGGAAGGCCUUCAGCCGAGUCACCCACCUGACUCAGCACCAAAGGAUUCAUACUGGAGAGAAACCCUACAAAUGUGGGGAAUGUGGUAAAACCUUCAGCCGCAGCACUCACCUCACCCAGCACCAGCGGGUGCACACGGGGGAGCGGCCCUACGAGUGUGACGCGUGUGGGAAAGCCUUCAGCCAGAGCACGCACCUGACUCAACACCAGCGCAUCCACACCGGGGAGAAGCCCUACAAGUGUGACGCGUGUGGCCGAGCCUUCAGCGACUGCUCAGCCCUGAUCCGACAUCUGAGAAUCCACUCUGGAGAGAAGCCAUAUCAGUGUAAGGUUUGUCCGAAGGCCUUUGCACAGAGCUCCUCCCUCAUUGAGCACCAGAGGAUCCACACGGGAGAGAAGCCUUAUAAGUGCAGCGACUGUGGGAAGGCCUUCAGUCGUAGCUCAGCCCUGAUGGUUCACUUGCGGAUCCACAUCACGGUGCUGCAAUGACCGGAAGUCGCCCCUGGGGGCGUAGCACAGCGUCUUCUCGGAGGCUCGAGGUCUAAGAGAAACGCUGAGUUCCUGAAGAGCCACAGACAGGGUGGGUGAUUGAUGAGUUGUCAAAAUGAUAGGUGCCUGAGGGCAGACUCGGGCUGUCUAGGAACCACUCUGCAUUUGAGGAACCCUGAUGAGCACAAGGUGAUUCAGGCCAGCUGGAGAAGCUUCCAGAAGGGCCCUGCACUGCUACCCUCUAUUUCCCACUCAGGGCUGUCCCAGAGAGAAGGCAGCCGAACUGAGGAUUUAGACUGGUUCUGAGGGCCAGGGCAAAUGAAGGCGCAUGUCUCUCAGAACUCAGCGUCCCAAGACGCUCUGGGCGGGCCAACUGUAGCUUGUUCUCAUGUGGUUCUUCUUGCCUGCUUUUCUGCUGCUUAGCCCAGAACGGACACCUGCCAUGCCCACCUCUGUGCCUUGGCACCUACUAUUUCCACUCCAGACUAUUUUGUGCCUAACUGCAAGGCUGACUUUUGAGACUGCCUCUUCCACGAUGCCUUUUCUACACUCUGCCUCUCUCAUGGUUUCCUGUCGUAAUCAGUGGUGCUGCUUGACACCUGCCCAGCAUGUUCCUGUCUCUCCUUUUCCUUCCACAUCCCACCAGUCACCAGCGCUAUUGUUUUAACCUAAAGCUUAUCUGUAAUUCACCUCCUUUUCCACCACUGCUACCUUAUGUGAGCCCUCAUUGCCUCUUGCCUGGAUUAUAGCCGGGGUCUCCUUCCUGACCACUUCCUGCCUUUAUUCUCUGCCCCUGUAUCACUCUCCAGGGGACUCUUGAUAUUACUUAGAUCUGACUGUGUCACUCCAAGGUGGAAAGCUCUCCAACCCAUCUUCUACAGCACAGCUUCCUGAACAGGGUAUAAGUAUGCUGAGAUGCAGGCUGCUCUGGGCCCCGAGCAACCUCUCCAGUUAUCCUCAUAUGCAUGUAUGAAUACUGUCAUUUUUCUGUGCGUGCAGUGAAAAUGGCCUCAUCUCAUACCAUGGCUCCACCUUCCAUACACCAGCCACACGGAACUACUGUGGUCCCUGAAGGAGCCAUACAUUUUCCCACUUAUGUGCCUUUGUACCUGUGCCUGGAACCCUCCUCUUCUUUUUCUUUUUCUUUUCUUUUCUUUUUUUUUUUUUGAGAUGGAGUCUCGCUCUGUCGCCCAGGCUGGAGUGCAGUGGCGCGAUCUCGGCUCACUGCAAGCUCUGCCUCCCGGGUUCAUGCCAUUCUCCUGCCUCAGCCUCCCAAGUAGCUGGGACUACAGGCGCCUGCCACCACGCCCAGCUAGUUUUUUUUUUUUUUUGUAUUUUUAGUAGAGAUGGAGUUUCACCAUGUUAGCCAGGAUGGUCUCGAUCUCCUGACCUCGUGAUCCACCCGCCUCGGCCUCCCAAAGUGCUGGGAUUACAGGCGUGAGCCACCGCACCUGGCCCUCCUUUUUCAUCUAAGGUGUUUCAAAUGUUGCCCAAAGAAACCUCCCUGCUCUCCGGGAGCAGACUUCAGCUUGCCCUCUCUGCUUCCAGAGCACCUCCUAGAUACCUCUCUUACAACUCCUGCCACCUUGUUUUACUUAUUUGCUCCUUGUAGAGCUGCCUUUUCCAAGGAUACCAUAAACUCCUGAGAGCAGGGGCCAUGUCUUACUCUCAGUAUCUACAACACACAAGACUCAGUAGGCCCUGACUGAUGUCUCUUACAUGAAUGUGACUGGUGCCCCCAGGAGGCAGUCACCGUGCUGUCUCUGCCCCACAUUGUCCUUAUGUAUGUUUACAUGGAUGUCUCCCCAGCAGCUUGAACCCUGGAGAGCAAGAAUAAUCUGAUUUUCCUGGGGGCCAGCACCCAAAUAAGCCUGGCAUGCAGUGGCCUCAAUAAAAUGUGACUGUAUUGAGUCAUUUUCUAGGGCCCCAGAUCCCCUGGUGUCAUGGACUUAGUCUUUGCCAGCAUUCUGUCCAUGUGUUCUCUGGUCUUCUCUCACAAUGCUGCAUCCCUGUCCCAUUUUUAGGGUCCCUGUCUAUCACUGGAUGCUGCAGCUUCUGUUCAUUACUGUUAGUGUAUCAUUCUUCAUGCCUCUGUUUCUGUGAUGGUCUCAUCAUAUGUGAACCAUUUGACCUGGCGUAUUGUGUACUAGUCACCGUCACCAUCUCUCCAUAUGUAUCUCCCUGUAUUUCGGGCCCAUUCCCUCUAUGUCAAGAGUAAAUAGAGGCACAGAGACUGAUGAGAAACGUUCAUAACAUGAAGGUAAGACUCAGGGAGACAGAGACUUUGUGGAAGUAUCUCUGAGGGAGUCCCAGACACAGGCAGAGAGGGCCACAUAUCGUGUGCCAGAGGCUGAGAGACUGAGAGGGAUGACAGGCUUAGGGGAAAACUCAGAGAGGAGAGAUGCACAUUCCUAGUGAAAUUGCACAGGCUUCCAGCAUGCUGGAGGGAACAGAAAAGGCAUGGGCCUGAAUUCAGGCUGCAGAGCCUGACUCCUCCCUGUGGCUACUUUUGGGACCUAAGAUAAGUGACUUUCCUGAACCUCCAUGACCUCCUCAUAUGUAAACCAGGGACAGGACCCACCUUGUGUAGUGCCUGACCCAAAGCCUGGCCCUGCACACUGUCUCUGACUCACAGCAAUCAUCAGCACCUCUCUUUGCCUCCUACUUGCUCAGUCUCUGUCACAAGAACUGGAUCUCCAUCCCCUUGAUGCUCUGAGCAUCUUCACCCAUUUGGUCGUUGAGACAUAUCUGUCCAUGUCUGUCUAAAAGGGGAGGAGAUGAGGGAGAAAAAAGGGAAUCUACUCAGAGCCUGUGUGUGCUGCCCAGUCUACCAAAUAAUUUAUAUACAUCUCAGUCCUCACACAACCAUCCCUGUUUUAUAGAGGAGGAAGUGGCUUAGAGAAUGUAACUGACCAAAGUCACACUGCCAGGAACUGGAAGCACUAGGAUUUGACAGCAUAUCCAAAUAUGUCAGCAAUUUCAAUAAACAUGACUGUACUCAACAAA